Molecule: messenger RNA, 2163 nt
Organism: Daktulosphaira vitifoliae (grape phylloxera)
Lineage: Eukaryota; Metazoa; Arthropoda; Insecta; Hemiptera; Phylloxeridae
Exons: 5
Coding region: 824-2029 (401 amino acids)
Molecular function (GO): protein binding
Source: RefSeq, a predicted model, not a curated record
AAAAUACAGUUUUCUUUUGAUGCAUAAGUUAUUCAAGUUUUAUCUAAUGUUAUUUUACAAAAAAAGUUUAUAUGUUAAGCGUUAAAUGAAUUCAAAUUUAUUAUAAGAAACGUAUAUGCUUGAUAAAUUGUAUUCACGACACAUUUGUCCAUAACAAUAAUUAAAUAUACUUAAACAGAAAAAAUGUUGAAUUUAAAAAAAAUACGUUUUCCAUGGAACAAUAAUAUAGUCUUAUAUUUAAACAUUUUAACUGAUAAAAAGUGUUCUGCUUUUUUUUAAUAACUUCUAAGUCUAUCAAUAUGUUGAAAAAAUUAAUGUGUUUGUGAUUUUUAUCGUUUUAACAUUUUUUUUAGUCUUAUUUAAAUCAGGAAAAAUUUCUACUCAAUUAUAUAACUUACUUCAAGAGGAGCAUAUACAAGGGUUUCCAUAUAAAAACUCCCUAGAGCAAAGAUGUUACCUAAGAAUGAAAAAGUUCUAACACAAAAUAGAUGAUUUUUCAGUAAACUAUUUUUAAAAAUAUAAUUAUCAUACAGUUUUAUGGAAUGUCUAUUUUUAUAUUUAGUUACCUUGCCAUAUAAUGAAUAUCUAAACUAAAUUAAUGUGCCAUUUACAAAUCCAGCAACACUAUCAAGAAUUGAUAUCAAAGAAAAUUUGUUGACCAAUCUUUAACUCAAGAUUAUUUACAUCAUAGAGGAAACUAUCACUAUUCUUCCCUCCUGGACAUGGUCUUAAUGUGUUUUAAUUUUUAAUUUUCAAAAAACUCCGUUUUUCAUUAAAAUAAAAAUAUAAUUAAUAUUAAAAGUUUGAUUUAAUAAAUUAUAAAAUGAAUUCUAAGAAAGUUAAAGUCUGGACUGAAGUUGAUGGAACAAGAAAUCACAUAUUUUAUAAAGAAAUAUCAGAAAAUGAAAUACAAGACAAUUACACUAAAAUAAAUCUUCCUCCAGAAAUUAUUGAAAAAAUAGUGUAUCAUCUUGAUGGAAAAACUUUACUAGAAUUCAAACUUCUCUCCAAAGAUUGUUAUAAUAUUAUUAAUAAUGUGGUUAAGUAUAAUAAACUUUGGAAAAAAAUUUGUUUUAGUGAAAUUUCAAGAAAUUAUUUAUUAGAUAUGUUGAGAAAACGAAAACAUGGUUUGAUAUGUAUUGAUUUACUUACAGAAUCAGAUUUUGAAUGUUUAUUUAAAUGUUGGCUAUUAUGGCAAAAACAAAAAUUUAAAGUAUCUCAUGUUGGAGAAGAGCAUUUUUUGGCUGGAGAUGGUAUUUGUAAGCUUAUAAAUUUCCAAAAUUAUUUUGAAAUCAUUUCACCAAAAUAUAAAAAUUUAUAUUGUCUCACUAUGAAUGAUAAAUCUGAAAUUAUUUCAAUUGUAAAAGAAGAUUCAAAGUCACAUCGUAUAAAUAGUUUAAUUAUAUUAAAUCCACAGCCUGAUUGUUCAAAUGAAAAUCAUGUGAUAGCUUGCAACUCUAAUGGUCCAAAUAUAUGUCCUAUACAAUUAGCUUUAUAUGAAGGUCAUAAUGGGUUAUCAAUAGAGUAUAGUGGUAAACUUCUUGAUGUAGAUACAAAUCUUCAUAUUGCAAGAUGUUGCUGGAUACGUGAAUCAUGGUAUGGCUGUUUUUCACAUCAUAAACAGAAAUUGAUAACAGAACAUACUUGUACAAAAUUGAAGUAUACUAUAUAUUCUUCAGUUAUACAUGGACUUGUAAUUGGGCGUACAAAUAACAAUGGUUUAAUAUGUCAUGAUAUGUAUAGAGAUACAUGUAAAACAAUUUGCCCUUGGCUGGAAACAAAAUAUAUUGAAGCUACUGCUAUAUGUGUUUACACUAAUAUGUUAUUUGUUGGUACACGAAAUAGUUAUUUAUUAGUGUAUCGUUUAAACAAUAUAAAAGAUUUUGAAUGUCUUCAAACAAAUAAUAAAUUGUUAGAGGAACAUUUGAGUAUUGGACAAAUAGUCUCAUUAGAAAUUAUGGAUUAUAAAAAUUACAGAAUUAUUGCUGUUGCAUCUAAUUCAAGUGUAAUUUGGCUUCAAAUUUCUUAAAAGUAUAAAAGUAUACUAUAAAUAAGUAUUUAUGAAUAUUUUUAAUGUAUAAAUUAACAUGAUUAAUAAGAUAUGUAUUAGGUAAAUUAAUAUACCUCUAAAUAUUUUUGAGCAUCAUAUAUAAUGAUAAUAAU